This is a messenger RNA of Haliotis rubra (blacklip abalone), 1066 nucleotides long. Its product is annotated as E3 ubiquitin-protein ligase TRIM47-like. The transcript is spliced from 5 exons. NCBI's taxonomy places the organism in Eukaryota, Metazoa, Mollusca, Gastropoda, Lepetellida, Haliotidae. Bases 61 to 960 code for a protein of 299 amino acids. Gene Ontology annotation, molecular function: zinc ion binding. The record is from RefSeq and is a predicted model, not a curated record.
GACAAGGUAUACAAGGAGCGGCACACAGCAGGCACACGACAGCACUGGACACAAGGCGACAUGGAUGAUGACAUGAGAAUACAGUUGUCGUGCUCUGUGUGCCUGGACCUGUAUACAGAUCCCCUUUUACUUCCGUGCCUUCACUCCCUAUGUCGCCAGUGCGUGCACAAUCUGGUAGCCUGCGGAAUCCCAGAGUGUCCAGAAUGUAAAAAUGCGAUACCACCUGAUCCAAACACACUGCCAAAAAACUUUCCAUUGAGUAGCCUGGUUGCCAUUUACAAACAGUCUAUGACCACUUCUUCCCGACCUACUGCCGAAAGUGUAUUGACGCGUGUUACCGGAGCACAGGAGCAGACGACAAGACUAACGGUGGCGUCAUCAUCUCAGAGGUCGUGGUCUUCUUAUGAGCCCAUCUUCAACAGACAGUGCAGCGCUUGUGACGCAGGGGAGAAUACCCCUUCGGAGGUCGCAUGUCUAACAUGCAGCAUCGCCUUCUGCGUGCCCUGUUUGGAAGAAUGUCACCCGAAUGAUAACGGUCAUGCUCUUGUUUCUCUUGAAGAAGCUGAAAUGACUACUAUUUGUGCAAUCUGCAACUUUUCCUCAGUCACCACGUGUAUUGAGUGUCAGAUGUCUUUCUGCAUGCCUUGUCUCGGGAACUACCACCCCACAAUACGUUCGGCUCCCGGCCACACCCUUCUACCAACUCCAACCCGAAGGCGCCACAGUAGCAGCGAGCCAUCGGUUCCUCAGAGGUCUUUCAGUGAAUCCCAUUGGGGACGGGAAGCUCAAGUUUACUAUGGUAACAGCUCAAUUCCGGAAAGAGGCCAAUCGACCCUGUCUGUGGCGACAGUUAGAGAUGACAGACACGUCCAGGAACAACUGAUAGAAGUAAUGAACCGUCAACAACGCGUUAUUCUGGAACUGAUGGACGUGUUUGGGAGGGAACGUCAUGAGACUUAAAGCGAAGCAUACCUUGAAAGAUUCAUCACACCCCGGCUGAGUUGGGACUCAUUACUUUCACAAAGAUGAGAUGUUAUAUACAUGUCCUAACAAAACCAUAAAGCAA